This is a messenger RNA of Linum trigynum, 1561 nucleotides long. NCBI's taxonomy places the organism in Eukaryota, Viridiplantae, Streptophyta, Magnoliopsida, Malpighiales, Linaceae. The record is from the annotation of a GenBank genome assembly.
AGAAAUUUCUUUAGUCUCGAGUCGGAAACCCCUGGUGCAAAUUAUAGAUCCCCCUAUCUGGAAGAAAACUUGGGAUAUUGUGGUUCCUCCAAAAUUAAAAUUCUUCAUCUGGCAAUGUCUAAGAGUGAUUCUUCCAACUGUGGUAGCACUUGAGUCUAGAGGGAUUAAUUGUCGUACCCGAUGCCCGGUUUGUUGGAGAAGUCCAGAAAGUAUUGAACACUUAUUCUUUAGAUGCCCCUUGGCCACCAGAUUGUGGUCGCUUAUGGGCCUAAAUGACUUUAUUACCUCGGCCCCGACUGUGAAUUUCAGUCUCUGGUGGCAACAUGUUACGCUUUCUGAGCACCCCCAAACCCAUGUUCCUCUGUACGUUUGCGUAUUGUGGAGAAUUUGGAAGUCUCGAAAUAAGGUGGUUUUUGAGCAUUUACAACCUCAUGCCCAGUCUUUAGCCCGCCAAUGUUUUUUCCAUGUCCGUGAAGUCUCUUCUUCUCUUCCUCCUGCGCCUGCCCCUCCCCGCCAUCCUCCAAGUUCUCGCCUUCUCUCCUGGGUCCCUCCUCCUGAUGAUUUUUUGAAGAUCAACUUUGAUGCUGCGGUUCGUGUUUCCGGUUGUUCGUCUGGUCUAGUAGUUCGUGGAGCAGACGGGCAUGUAGCUUUGGCAGUAGGGUUUCAGCACUCCGACAUGACUGAUCCCUACCUAGCAGAGCUUCUUGCUGCCAGAGACGCCAUUUCCCUGUUGGUCUCCAAGUCACUACCUCGUGUCAUCAUCGAAGGUGACUCCGAAGUGGUGGUUCGUCAGCUUUGUCAGGGUGCUUCUUCUGAUUCCCUAGGAGGACCAGUGCUUAGGGAUUGCUUCCUUCUCCUUGCUUCUGUUUCUGUCUCCUUAGAGUUUAGGGCAGUGCCUCGGUCUGCUAACAGGGCUGCCCAUAGAGUGGCGCAGAAAGCCCUGCUUCUUUCUCCUCUUGAGUUAUGUUCUUUCGACUUUGUUGGGUGGCUUCAUUGAUGUAAUAGGUUGGGAGGUGUUCGGGUAGUUUGUAUAGUUCUCUCUUUUGACAUUUCUUGGGGAAAAAAAAGUCCUAAACUAGAAGAGAAUUACUUGGUUGCCUGAAUAAGAUUGGUUCUUUCAGUCGCCCAGGAACAAGGACUGCUUGGAAAGAAAUGGACAUGGACGCUUUGGUCAGUUCCAUUAAUCAGAGCACCAGAACCACCAUUGUUGGUGUUAGGAAGAACAUAAUUGAUAUAAAGGAGAACGACUCCAGAAUUUAAGUAUAAGCGAUCAGAGUCGCUUUGAUGCAGCAAUUGUCGAGAAGAAAGUAGAAAAAAUCGAUCUUGUAUUGUAGAUUGAUCAAUAGUUUCGGCAAGUAGAACCAAUCUGAGUGAUCGCCUCAUAAUUUCAACCUAAUUACUGGAAAUCUGAUUCAGUGACGCAAGCUAAAAUCAUCCUAGUAUUAUCGACACAAUAGUCAAGGAAUAUGCCACAAACGAAAACAAAGAGCAAUUGACGGAUUCAAGCCUUCCGAAACCGAAGAGUAUGAAGAUUGCAAUGCAAGAAACAGACAUACACUAU